Oldenlandia corymbosa var. corymbosa is the source of this 2510-nucleotide messenger RNA. The record is from the annotation of a GenBank genome assembly. NCBI's taxonomy places the organism in Eukaryota, Viridiplantae, Streptophyta, Magnoliopsida, Gentianales, Rubiaceae.
AUGUCCGCAAAAUCCUUAAUCUCAACUAAUCCUAACGCCCUAAUCCCUCUCUUCUUCAUCCUCCUCCUUAUACCGCUGUCUCCAUCAUCGAAUUUUGUUAAUUCAGCUCGAACUCUGUCAUCACUCCACAAGUCGAAGGUCCGGACCGAUGAAUCUCUUACCUUUCUAUGGCCUCUUCCCGCUCAAUACACUUUCGGCAAUCAAACCCUCACCGUUGAUCCUAACCUCUCGCUCGUGCUCGGCGGACGAAAGGCUGGGAAUUCCAAUUUUAUUACGGAAGCUUUUAUGAGAUAUAAGAGUAUCAUCUUUAAGCAUCCUUCUAAAGAGUCCGCUUCGGGAUUCAAAUAUGACAUCACCAAGCUCAGCAUUAUUGUUCAUUCGGAGAAUGAAGAGCUGCAACUUGGGGUGGACGAAAGUUACUCGUUGCUCGUGGCAAAGAAUGAUGGCCAUUCCAUCAUUGGGGAAGUCACGAUCGAGGCUAAUACACUCUAUGGUGCACUGAGGGGUUUAGAGACAAUGAGCCAACUGUGUGUUUAUGACUACGAAUCUAAAUCAGUAAAAGUAUUCAAAGCACCAUGGUUUAUUCAGGACCAGCCAAGGUUUCAGUAUCGUGGGCUUUUACUAGAUACUUCCAGGCACUACCAGCCGGUUGAAAUUAUCAAGCAAGUCAUAGACUCCAUGUCCUAUGCUAAACUCAAUGUCCUUCAUUGGCACAUCAUAGAUGAAGAAUCCUUUCCACUGGAAGUGCCUGAAUAUCCAAAAUUGUGGAGUGGGUCCUACACAAAGUGGGAACGCUAUACUGUUGAGGAUGCCCUGGAAAUUGUUAGCUAUGCAAAACUGAGGGGUAUCAAUGUUAUGCCAGAAGUUGAUGUUCCUGGUCAUGCUGAAUCGUGGGGUAAAGGAUAUCCUGAUCUUUGGCCUUCACCUUCUUGCACAGAGCCUUUAGACGUGUCUAAAAACUUCACCUUUGAUGUGAUUGCUGGGAUUCUAACAGGCAUGCAGGAGAUUUUUCCAUUCAAGCUCUUUCAUUUGGGUGGUGAUGAGGUGAAUACAGAUUGUUGGACCUCCACUCCGCAUGUGGCACAAUGGCUAGAAGAGCAUAAUAUGUCCACUAGAGAUGCAUAUCGAUAUUUUGUUAUCAAAGCUCAAGAAAUAGCUCUAUCGCAUGACCGGAUUCCUGUUAAUUGGGAGGAAACAUUCAAUACAUUUCCGUCAAAACUCAGCCCGGAGACUAUUGUGCACAACUGGUUGGGUCCUGGUGUAUGCCCAAAAGCUGUUGCCCAGGGUUUUAAAUGCAUUUAUAGCAAUCAAGGUGUCUGGUAUCUUGAUCAUUUAGAUAUCCCAUGGGAGAAUGUCUACUAUGCCGAGCCAUUAGAAGGAAUAAAUAAUGCCUCUCUGCAGAAUUUAGUGAUUGGUGGAGAAGUGUGUAUGUGGGGAGAAACUGCCGAUGCCUCAGAUGUUUUGCAGACGAUAUGGCCUCGAGCUGCUGCUGCUGCAGAGCGCCUGUGGAGCAACAGAGAGGCUACAUCCUCAGGCAUUUCUAAGUUACAACCGACGUUUAGAUUGGAAUACUUCCGUUGCCUUUUGACCAGACGUGGAAUUCCAGCUGCUCCGGUUAAGAACUAUUACGCUCGAACAGCUCCACCUGGUUAUGGAUCAUGCUAUGAGCAGUAACACUUGUGUACUUCCUCAAGAAUGUAAAUAUGGUAUGGUGUUCUAGAUCCGGUGGCAUGCCAUUGUUGGCUCCGAUAAUACAGCUUUGAGUACUUGGAUUGGUUUGACGGCCAGUUUACUGUAACUUGUAACGUCUUCAUACCCCUUUUAAUGUAUUACAUCUGUACUCUUAUCUGUAUCCAAUUCUAUACCUUAAAGAAAGUUAAAAGCUAUUGUUUCAUUUCAAAUUUUUGUGCUUUCUAAAGUAAUCUGGGGAAGUUAGCUUUUCCUUUCAUUCUGCAUAAGAAGUAUGCCUUGAAGUAGGGAAAAUCUUUUUGGUUUCAGAGGAAAGUGAAACUGAGGAUUCAUCAGUUCCUUGCUGCUGAUAAGUCCAUGCUUCAAUUACCGAGGUAAAUAUGAAUAGAAUUGGAUUUAAAAUUUGACCACUGUCUGGCUGUAUUAUCCAGCAAUUCAGGGCUAGGAAAAGGAAGGCUAGUGGAAGACUAGCUGUAUAGCUCAUUGGAGGAUGGUGACAAUUAUACUUCAUUUUCCAGCCAGUCAAAAGUUUUACCAGGAAUCUGACCGGACAAUUUUUUACCUCAUCAGGUGAUAACAGCAUCAAUUCAUCAAAGUAUCAAACUACUCAAGAAAGUGACAAAUUUGACAAUAUUUUUUUCCUUUUGGAAACCAGCUAAGUGCAGUCCAUUAAUUUUACAAGCAAAUAGUAUUAUGAUACACCACCAGUUGAGUAUGUGUAUUCCGAACAGGAGUGCGUGCCUAGUAAACUUAUACAUGUAGCGUACCAAAUUUUCAGCAUACUAUACUAUUUUUUUUUUUUAUAAUUAUUUUGACAUGAU